This is a messenger RNA of Lactuca saligna, 961 nucleotides long. Lineage: Eukaryota; Viridiplantae; Streptophyta; Magnoliopsida; Asterales; Asteraceae. The record is from the annotation of a GenBank genome assembly.
CCACAUCUCAACGCUCCCCUUUCUCUCUCUAAACAAACAUCCAUCCAAUCUGUGAAGCUCCUCGAAUCAUCUCUUUGUAACGGAGGCUGCGAAGAAUCGGAAUAGCUCAGAUGACGAAGGACCAGUGGUUGGAGGCGGCGCUUACGAACGAUGCGAUGGUGGCGGAGCUUCUGUUACGGAUGAAUCAUUCCUCCUCUUCAGAUUCGUCGAAAGCAACUAUAAAGUCUACAACGCUCUUACCAUCCUUCAGCUGGGGCCAUCGGAAGAAUCGAUCGAAAUCCACGGCUCCGACGACCACCGUCUCAAACGGAUUCGGUAAAGAACACCGUGGUAGCCCUACCACACAUCUGUCGUGGAGCGGUGGUGGCGGCUCAACAAGCGAUGGAUACGACGAAUCUAGUCGGCCUUCAGAUCUCUCAUCGGGAAGCAGAUCCGUCAAGGCAAACGAAGUUGCUUCCACAUCAAAGUCCCAUCGAAGAAAGUCGUUUCACGAGCUUAAAGACGAAGAACAGGAAUUAGCGUCGAUGCGUUCGAAUUUGAAUCACGAAAUAGCUAAAAGUGAGAAUUUGAAACGAAUUAAGAUCGAUUUUGAUAAAAAUCCGAUGGGAAGAACAGUGGGAAUCAGAUCUAUUAGAGUAGUUGAAGAAGAAGAAACUAAACGAGGAUUUGAAUUACCGGAUCUAAACAUGACUCCGAAUGAGGAAGAAUCGGCGAUGAUGAUGAUGAUGAGCUGAGAAAAAGGAAAAUCUCUGGUUUUUCUUGAUCUUGACUUGGUAUAUUAUAUAGAUGAAGCAGCAGUGAAGAAGGUUUUUUUUAGUAUAGGACUUUGAUUAAUAUAAGAUUAGACGAAGAAUUGUAAAAAAUUUUGGUAACUUGUAGCAGAAGCAGCUUUGAUUUUCAUUGAUCAAGUUUAUUUGAUUUGUUUAGUUUCGGGUUUCUAUGAAAUUAAUAUUCGUCAUCG